AUGAGUUGUCAAGCCUUUCCUUCAGCUGACACCUUCAUCCCUUUGAAUUCAGACUCGUCAACCUCUCUGCCUCUGAUAAUGCAUCACAGUGCUGCAGAGUGCUUACCUGUCUCCAAUCAUGCCACCAAUGUGGUAUCAACAGUUCCUUCUGUUGUUUUGCUAACCCCAACCCCUAAAUCUUCCUCCAUAUGCCUCUCCAUGCCGACACUGGGAAAUGUUCUAUCAGGUCUGCAUUAUUCCAUCCCAUCCUGCCAUUAUGGAAACCAGCAAGCUGCCUACGGAGUGAUGGCAGGUAGCCUCACCCCUUGCCUUUAUAAAUUCCCUGACCAUGCGCUGAGCGCCAGUUCAUGUGCUCUGGGCCACAGCUUUCCUUCCAUGCACCCCUCCAUCCUUGGAGAUGACUCGGUCACUGAUUUUAAGCAGGAAUUCCGCAAGAAGAACAAGUCAAUCGAAGAACCAAUGGACAUGGAUUCUCCUGAAAUCAGGGAGCUAGAAAAGUUUGCCAAUGAGUUCAAGCUGAGAAGAAUUAAGCUGGGUUAUACCCAAACUAAUGUUGGGGAGGCUUUGGCUGCUGUGCAUGGCUCUGAGUUCAGCCAAACAACUAUUUGCCGGUUUGAAAACUUGCAGCUGAGCUUCAAGAAUGCUUGCAAACUAAAAUCCAUCCUAACCAAGUGGCUGGAGGAAGCAGAACAAGUAGGAGCUUUAUACAAUGAAAAAGUUGGAGUGAAUGAGCGGAAAAGGAAACGCAGAACAACCAUAAGCAUUGCAGCCAAAGAAGCUCUGGAGAGCCAUUUUGCAGAACAAAGCAAGCCUUCAUCUCAGGAGAUCAUGAGGAUGGCUGAGGGGCUCAGUCUGGAGAAAGAAGUGGUGAGGGUCUGGUUCUGCAACAGAAGGCAACGAGAGAAGAGAGUGAAGACCAGUUUGCACCAGAACACCUUUAAUUCCAUUAUUAAGGACCACCAAGAGUGCCACUAGAAUUUCUUGGAGUGA
Lacerta agilis (Sand lizard) is the source of this 990-nucleotide messenger RNA. RefSeq names its product POU class 1 homeobox 1 (gene POU1F1). Gene Ontology annotation, biological process: regulation of transcription by RNA polymerase II. Gene Ontology annotation, molecular function: DNA-binding transcription factor activity, RNA polymerase II-specific; RNA polymerase II cis-regulatory region sequence-specific DNA binding. The record is from RefSeq and is a predicted model, not a curated record. The coding region runs from base 1 to 975 and encodes 324 amino acids. NCBI's taxonomy places the organism in Eukaryota, Metazoa, Chordata, Lepidosauria, Squamata, Lacertidae. The transcript has 7 exons.